Molecule: messenger RNA, 3321 nt
Organism: Hemibagrus wyckioides
Lineage: Eukaryota; Metazoa; Chordata; Actinopteri; Siluriformes; Bagridae
Product: transcriptional repressor p66-beta-like
Exons: 11
Coding region: 183-2195 (670 amino acids)
Biological process (GO): negative regulation of transcription by RNA polymerase II
Cellular component (GO): NuRD complex
Molecular function (GO): sequence-specific DNA binding
Source: RefSeq, a predicted model, not a curated record
ACACCGGCGCCGACCAAUCAACGCUCCCGCCUGAGCGCGGAGCGAGCGCGCGCCGGGGCCCAAUCACAGGCUUUGUGUUGCUCGCCGGUGCCGGGAUCAGUCGCCAGAGGUAACGGCAGCGUCUCAGCAUCCCAAAAGCAGACCGGAGCGAGAGGGAACCUGCGGGGUGAAGGCGACCAAGAAUGGACCGUAUGAGUGAGGAGGCAUUACGACUGAACCUGCUAAAGCGAGGCCUGGAGCCAGCAGAGGAGCGUAGCCGAGCUCACGAUGACGUCCUGCCCAAGAGGCUGAAAAUGGAGGGUCAUGAAGCCAUGGAGAGACUGAAAAUGCUCGCACUGCUCAAACGCAAGGACCUGAGUGGCCUGGAGAGCAGCUCUGGCACACUGGGGGAUCUGCGAGCCUCUGGAGCCAGCAGCCAUGCUGCGUUACAGAGCUACACGUCUUAUGAGGAGAAGCUGAACGGCAGCCUGAGGACGCCAGCCGUGUCCCACUCUCUUAUGGGCCGCAGCGGGAAAGAGAACAUCAGUGAUGAGCCGGUGGACAUGAGUGCCAAGAGGAGUGUAGUGGAUCGAGAACGUCACACUCCCUCUCCAGAUGUGAUCGUUUUAUCUGACAACGAGGCAUCCAGCCCCAAAGGAGCAGGCAGAGAGGAGAAAGUGAAGCCUGUAAACCUGGACAUGUUCAAGGGGAAGAGUAUAGCUGAACGUCAGCGAGUCAUUAAGGCUUUAAGAGAGGAGCUGAGACUUGAGGAGGCUCGUCUGGUUCUGCUCAAGAAACUCAGGCAGUCUCAACUACAGAAGGAGAACCUCGCCCACAAGGUAUCAGUGGUGCAGAGCAGUUCCUCAUCCAUUCAUCCCUCAGCCCACAGCUCUCAGUCUAGCAACAAAUUACCCAUCAGAUCUGGCCACACACACCACAGUGGAGAUGCCCAGAACCUUCGUGCUGCACAGGUCAGGAGGCCACAAGCUAAUUUCAGGACACAUGACCACAUACUCGGUCAGAGUGUGAUCCGGUCUGCAGCCAGUGCCUCCAUUCCCCAGAUGAUGAUGUCACAGCGAGUGGUUGCUCCAAGCCCGGGGCAGCUCCAGGGCCACAGAGUGCCAAGCAAACCAAGCAGCAUGCGCACAUCCACAGCCAGCAUCAACAGCACUGUUAACUAUCAGCAGGCCUCAAGUCAGCAGGUGUCUGUUCCCCAGCGUUCCAGCUCCUCCUCCAUCUACAUGAACCUGGCACACAUGCAAGCAGUGGGUGUGGCCGGGAUGACUGGGGGAGUUGGGGUGGCUGGUGUGACAGGUGGAGUGGGUGUUUCUGGGGUGGGCUCUUCCUCAUCUAGCUCUGUGCAAGAUGUGGCCAGCAGUCAGGCUGCAGCCAAACUGGCUCUACGCAAACAGCUGGAGAAAACCCUGCUGGAGAUCCCGCUGCCUAAACCACCUGCGCCUUUGCUCUACUUCCUGCCCUCAGCCGCCAACUCUGAGUUCAUCUACCUGCUGGGCCUGGAGGAGGUGGUGCAGAGCGUUCUUGACAGUCAGGGUAAGCUGUGUGGGACAAGUGGUCGUUUGGAGCCCUUUGCUUGUGCUCAGUGUAAAACUGACUUUACCCCUCACUGGAAGCAGGAGAAGGGCGGGCGCAUCCUUUGCGAGACAUGCAUGACAUCUAAUCAGAAGAAGGCUUUGAAAGCCGAACAUACUAAUAGGCUGAAGAAUGCCUUUGUGAAGGCUCUGCAGCAAGAGCAGGAGAUUGAACAGAGAUUACAGCAACAAGCUGCCCUGUCCACCAGUUCUACAGUGUCUGCAGCUAGUGUGAGCAAAGCUGAGUCUAUGAUGAGGCACCACACCAUCAGACAGGCAUCCUCAGCACAAGUUGCUCAGUCCCAGGUGUCCGUGCAGCGCAGUGUAUCAGCUGCAGGUUCUGGGUCAGCACGAGGUGUCCUAUCCAACUUUGCACAGGCGUCCCAGCUCGCUCUACCUGGCACUAUAAUGGGCAUGACCAGCAAACACUGCUCUACCUCCAGCAGCCGGUCACAGCAUGACAGCCGACAUCAGCUGUAUGGCAUUCCUGGAGUCAACAUUGCUUACCUGAGCUCUGGUAAUGUUGGGGGUCAUAAGUCAUCUAGUUUAGCAGACAGACAGCGAGAGUACCUGCUGGACAUGAUUCCUCCUCGCUCCAUAUCCCAGUCCAUUACAGGACAGAAAUAGGCCUUCUCUAUCACACUUAACCCCCAUAACCCCAACACAUGCACAAACAACCUUGUCAUGACAAGCUCACUCUCAUAUUCUCUCUCUCUCUCUCUCUCUCGCUCAGAUCAGCACACACACACACACACACACUCUCUUUCAAGUAUCCUGCCACGUCUCCCAGUCCCCUGUUGCAUGCAGUGCCUGUCAGUCUGCUUACCAGCUACUCUUUCUGUGUAACACAAUCAGUGACUGUAUGUGGUGAACUCCACCAGUAAACUGCAGUCACUCUCUGCAAGUAUGCAAUCCCCCUUCAACACUGCUUAACCCCUACAGUCUUCAUCACUCAAACUGCGUGUGUGUGGACAUGUUUUGUACAUUAAUGCACUUUCCGGUGAGAAUGUGUGGGGGUUUUUUUUUUUUUUUUGGCUGUUAAUGUUUUUCAAUGUGUGCAGGUGUGGUGGCAUUAUACAGAGCGAGACACAAGCUCUUGGGUGGCUUAGAAAAUUGAAUUAAAUGGACAUUGUGGGUUUUUCCCCCUUUGAAAGCAACUAUCAGUGUUUUUAAGAAGAUGGGAUUUAAAUGAAGAAGUCAUAUUAUAUCACUAUGUGGAGAGCUUUGCUUUUGGCUACUUUUAGCUAAGUGGAAUACUUACAUCCUGUUACUCACUAUUUCCUAAAGACUUUUCUCUGAGGGUUUCUUGUGCAAACAGCCUGCAGUGUCUUUUCAGGUCUGUCUUUGUCCAGUUCUUUCCCAGCAAGGAUAAGAAGUGAGCUGCAUCAUAUUCAGCAUUCAGUCCUGUGAGGUCGCAUUUACUAACUCCUUUUCCAUUCACAAACAUGUACGUGCUUUGCAUAAGAUUAUGUGCUCGUGUAUCCUUUCUUUUAUGGUGCUCUCCUUGAAUUAGUCAUUUUUCCUCAUCAAAUGAGGAAUUACUUUUAUGUCAGUCCACCUUUGACUUUAAACAUGUAUGGUUAAGUAAAAUUAUAAUUACUUAUAAGGAUAAGUAUUGAAUUUUAAAGGUGCUGUGUGUCAGAUUUUCUUCUCUUCAUCAUGCGCUUUACCGAACAGAGGAAUUUCUCAUGCACUGCCUCUUUAAGUGCACAGUGCAAUAUUGGGCAAGAAGUGAUUUUAUUUUAUUUUUUUU